GUAAACAAACGUACGUAUUACUGCCUCCAGUAGCGAGGAGGCCGCGGACAGAUAGACAGUGAGUGACAUGCAGUCUCCACCGGGAGCGACAGGUGCUUGCGAACGACAAACUUACUGAACAUGGAGAAAGUGACGAGUGAUAUUACCAUCCAUGUCCCACCUCCGGGGCUGGGCGCGCGGCACGGGCAGGCGGCGCUGCUGUUCCUGUGCAUGGUGCUGAUGUUCUGCAUGCGCGCCAACAUGAGCCUGGCCGUGGUGGGCAUGGUGGCCGUGCAGCCGCAGCGGGACCCGCCGGCGGCGGACUUCAGCUGGGACGCGCAGCAGCAGGCCGUGCUGCUCUCCUCUUUCUUCUGGGGCUACGUGUGCACGCAGAUCCCGGCGGCGCAGCUGGCGCGUGCGUGGGGCGGCAAGCGGCUGCUGCUGGGCGCCAUGGCCGUCAACGCCGCCGUGUGCUGGCUGCUGCCGCUCGCCGCACGCGCCGGCGGGUUCGCGCUGGUGUGCGCGUGCCGCAUCCUGCAGGGGCUCACGCAGGCGGGGCUGUACCCCGCCGUGCACCACCUCAUCAGCCAGUGGGUGCCGCCGCAGGAGCAGGGCCUGCUGGGCUCCAUCAUCUACUCCGGCAGCGUGCUGGGCAUCGCGCUGCAGCAGCUGGGCGGCGGCUGGCUGGCGGCGCGCUGGGGCUGGGCGGCCAUCUUCUACGCGGACGCGCUGCUGGCCUCGCUGUGGGCGCUGCUGUACCUGCGCCUGGGCGCCGCCGCCCCCGAGCAGGCGCGCCUCCAGCCGCGCGAGCUCGCCUACAUCCAGGCCGCCUGCAGCCGCACCGGGGAGCAGGAGGUGCACCCGACGCCGUGGCUGGAGAUCGCCAGCUCGAGGCCGUUCUGGGCGCUGGUGGCGGCGCACUGCGGCCAGAACUGGGGCUUCUUCACGCUCAUGACCGAGGUGCCCACCUACAUGGCCACUGUUCUCAAGUUCGACAUCAAAUCUAAUGGCAUAUUCUCGUGCCUGCCGUACCUGGCGAUGUACGUGCUGAGCCUGGCGCUGGGCGCGGCGGCGGACGCGGCCGUGCGGCGCCGCUGGCUGUCCCUCACCGCGCAGAGGAAGCUCUCCAACACUAUCGGUCUGUGGGGCUCGGCGGGCAUGCUGGUGGCGCUGGCGUACUGCUCGGACGUGCGCGCCGCCGUGGCCGCGCUCACCGCCGCCGUCGCGCUCAACGCCGGCAUCUUCACCGGCUUCAUGUUGAACCACAUGGACCUGGCGCCGAACUUCAGCGCGUCGCUGAUGGGCGUGAGCAACUUCCUCGCCAACAUCGUGUCCGUGGUGGCGCCGCUCGUGUGCGGGAAGAUCCUGCACGAACAGUCGGACCCGGUGCUGGCGUGGCGGCUGGUGUUCGUGGUGGCGGCGCUGGUGUACGUGGCCUGCAACCUGGUGUUCCUGCUGCUGGGCACCGCGCGCCGUCAGCGCUGGGACGCUCCUCCGGACCAAGACGACCUGGAAUUGAGUUCUACACGGAAGAUCAACUCUACAGAACGAUAAUUUAGAGAUAACUAUAAGCACAUAGAUAUAAUAAAUAAUAAAGCAAACCGUAAUACCUAUUGAA
Molecule: messenger RNA, 1597 nt
Organism: Plutella xylostella (diamondback moth)
Lineage: Eukaryota; Metazoa; Arthropoda; Insecta; Lepidoptera; Plutellidae
Product: putative inorganic phosphate cotransporter
Biological process (GO): monoatomic anion transport; transmembrane transport
Cellular component (GO): membrane
Molecular function (GO): transmembrane transporter activity
Source: RefSeq, a predicted model, not a curated record